This is a messenger RNA of Clonostachys rhizophaga, 1686 nucleotides long. Lineage: Eukaryota; Fungi; Ascomycota; Sordariomycetes; Hypocreales; Bionectriaceae. The record is from the annotation of a GenBank genome assembly.
AUGCGCUUCACAUCCCUCGCUGGUGCAGUGGCACUUUCGGCGGCUGUUCCCACCCUCGGGAAAGAGCUCCCCAAAGAUGAGCAGCGUGCAGCUGAGCUUUACGACUCGGGCUAUAUCCACGAGAAGCUGAUCGAAACGAAGAUUGCGCACUGGGAAGCUGAAGAGGCAGCCGGGUUGAUGGACUCUACCCAGUGGCCUCGUCUCAACUACACCAAAUGUAUCAAUGGAAAGGCCGAGGCCGUCCCCGGCAAUCCCUUGUUGACCUUCAAGUGUAAGAAUAUUGAUCUGUAUGAUUUUAUUAAUCACGUUACGCUGGGCUCGCCCAACACGGAUUAUCGUGGCAAGAGUGGCAGCUCCUCCUGGGGCUGGACCGACCCUGAGUCUGGUCGUGAAUUUAUCGCCAGCGGCCUGUACGACGGCGUGUCCUUCAUCGAAAUUCUCCCCGAGGGUCGAAUGCUUCAUCUCGGUUUUCUGCCAAAGUUCGCUCCCGUUGGAGAUCGCGCGUACUGGACCGAAGUCCGUUCGUACAAGCAUUACGUCGUCAUUGGCAGCGAGCUUGAAGGCAAUGGUAUCCAGAUCUUUGACAUGACCAAGCUUCUGAGCAUCAAGCCCGAGGAUGCCCCUGUCAAGUUCGACAAUGCCAAGGACCUGACGGGUCACUACAACUCGACCAUGCCUCUUGGCCGCGCUCAUAACGUUGUCGUUAAUGAGGAGCUUCAGUACGGCGUCGCUGUGGGUGUCACUCCUCGCGACGAGGCCUGCAAGAGUGGUCUGCACUUCUUCAGCCUUGAGGACCCUAGCAAUCCUGUCGCCCUGGGCUGUAAUGGCGACGACGGCUAUGUCCACGACGCGCAAUGUCUCGUCUACCGCGGCCCAGACGAGAGAUAUGUUGGCCAUGAUAUCUGCUACGGCUACAACGAAGACACCCUUACUAUUUACGAUGUGACGGACAAGGCCAAUUCAAAGGUCAUUUCACGCACCUCGUACGAGGGCGCGUCCUACACCCACCAAGGCUGGGUCAACGACGUCAACUGGCAAGAGUACCUGUUCCUAGAUGACGAGUACGAUGAGUAUGACGCCUCCGGGCCCGGCACGGACGGAUACCCAGUGACAUACAUCUGGUCGAUCCACGAUCUCGAGAAGCCCAAGCAGACGGGCAUCUGGAAGGCCACGGAGCGGGGCAUCGACCACAACCAGUACGUCGUCGGCGACCUCAUCUUCCAGAGCAACUACGGAGCCGGCAUGCGCGUGUACGACAUCUCCACGGUCCUCUCGGACCCCACGGGCUCGGGAGUCUGCGAGGUGGCCUUCUUCGACAUCUACCCGGAGGACGACAACCUCCCCGGCGGCGGCACCAUCGCCUUCUCGGGCUCCUGGUCGUCGUACGCCAUGUUCAAGUCGGGCUUCAUCUUCAUCAACACCAUCGAGCGCGGCGGGUACCUGGUCAAGAUGAGCAAGCGCGAGAAGUGCCCGGCCAAGACGUGCAACGCAGACAACUGCCUGCGCGCGAUGCGGUCGGAGCAGAAGCUCGAGGAGAGCCGCGAGUUUUGCGGCGAGUUCACGUCCGGGUGGCAUGCGGACGUGUCGGCCGUGCCGUCCUACGUCGCUGCCGCGUGCCCGACCAACAUCAUCUCGCGCGCGAGCUCCGCGUGCUCGUGCCUGCCGACCGCGACUCCCACAGCUUGA